AUGACGGACAAGCUCCCCCCGCCACUUUUGGCGCUGUUCCAGCCCAGGCCACCCCUUCGAUACCUGCCUCCCAAUGAUCGCGCACCAGGAGAUUGUCCAAAGAGCACUCUCUCGGGAAUUGCCCAAUACGUUGCUGAGGCCAAAGCUUACGCCGAGGAGGUUCCCUACAAUGCGACUGAAAGCUGGGUCCAGCGCAAAUUGCGUGAAAAGACAGAGAAGAAAGAGUUGUUACAGAAGAAGAUCGAUGAGGAUUUGCAAAAUUUCAAUCCUGAGAAAGAUCCUCAAGCCCGAGGUGAUCCAUUUAAGACGCUCUUUGUUGCACGCCUUAGCUAUGAUGUCAAAGAAGCAGACCUAGAGCGAGAGUUCGGCCGAUUUGGCCCCAUUGAGAGAAUAUCCCUCGUCAAGGAUACAGUAUCAGACAAGAAAAAGAAACCCCAUCAAGGUUAUGCAUUCGUUGUGUAUGAGCGCGAGAAAGACAUGAAAGCGGCCUACAAAGAAACAGAUGGCAUCCGCAUCAAAGACCGACGAGUAUUGGUAGAUGUCGAGCGUGGCCGUACCACCAAGGGAUGGAAGCCCCGUCGCUUUGGUGGCGGUCUCGGAGGACGUGGAUACACCAAGGCUAUGCCUUCUCGCCCCGGUGGCCCUGGAUUCAACGCACCAUCUGGACCCGGUGGGUAUGGAGGAGGAUUCCGUGGUGGUUUCGGUGGUAGGGGCGGAGGUGGUGGCUUCCGUGGUGGAGGUUUCCGCGGCGGUGACCGCUUCGGUGGUCCUCGCGGUGGUAUCGGUUAUCAAGGCGGCCGCGGCGGCUUUGGUGGACAAGCACCCCCUAACGCCCCAUCUGGCCCCGGUGGUGGGCGCAGUGGAGGAUACAGAGGUGGCUUCGGCGGCGAUCGCGGUGGUGGAAGAUUUGACAGGGGUGUAACCGGCAGCAAUUCGGAGCCUGUGCGCCCCAGAGAUAGCUAUGCUGACCGUGACCGCCGUGACUACGAUCGUGAUGAUCGCUACAGAGAUCGCGGUCGUGACCGCAUGGGCGAUCGAGGAAUGGGUGAUAGGGGGAUGGGAGACCGAGGCGGAGACCGUUACCGUGACCGGGAUCGUGAGCGCGAUAGGUAUGGCGGCGGUGGCCGGGAUGGCGACCGAGAGGACCGCAAGCGAAACCGCGAGGAUGAGCCUGGCUACGAUGACCCCCGCUCCCGAAGGAGAUACUAA
Molecule: messenger RNA, 1209 nt
Organism: Penicillium bovifimosum
Lineage: Eukaryota; Fungi; Ascomycota; Eurotiomycetes; Eurotiales; Aspergillaceae
Product: U1 small nuclear ribonucleoprotein 70 kDa
Exons: 4
Coding region: 1-1209 (402 amino acids)
Biological process (GO): mRNA splicing, via spliceosome
Cellular component (GO): U1 snRNP; precatalytic spliceosome; U2-type prespliceosome
Molecular function (GO): mRNA binding; U1 snRNA binding
Source: RefSeq, a predicted model, not a curated record